AGGUGUCCUGGCCAGCAGCCAAGCAGCAGUGGUGUUGCAGGAACUUUGCCAUGGGUUGCAGCAGUGAGCAGAAAUAUGACUGCGAUGCAGGCUUUUGGAAUUGGCAGGUUGGAUGGACGGCCGAGAAGAAGGCGUUCUGCUGCAAGGAGAAGAAUCGGGGCUGCGAGGCUGAGGUCCAUGUGGAGCACCACCUUUGUGCCGGCCACGAAGAAGAAUGGUCUCAAUGCCCUGACCAACCGAGGUGCAUUGAGUGCACGCCUGUUGACUGCCUCUUCAGUCAAUGGACAAAGUGGAUUGAGGGAGCUGAUUGCAUUGGUCUUAGAUUUCGACAUCGUAGUAUCCAGGUAGAGAACAACGAAUGUGGAUUGCCUUGCUUUGGGACCAAGAUGGAAUCCGAGCCACUUCCGCACCUACGCUCCAAGUGUCUCUUGCUGAAGCAGGAUUGUGUCUUCUCCUCUUGGUCACAGUGGAGUGUGUGCGAAAAUCAGGUGGAUCAGGCCGUCCGUUCCCGACACAUCGACAAGGACUCCUUGAAUGGAGGUGAGGCUUGUAAAGGCCGCAUCAAGGAGACCAGGCCCUGUGGCGGCCCUGAGGCUCGACCAUGCAUUUUCUCGGAAUGGCACCAAUGGACCUCAUGCUCCACUACUUGCGGUGAGGGCUAUCAGUCGCGAAUGCGCCGGGUAGCCUCUGAGGACUAUUUGAGUGGCCAGACCUGUGACGAUGCGUUACUCGACACCCGAUCCUGCAACGACCAAGCGUGUCCAACUCGAGACAGUCAAAUCAGCCACUGGUCCACAUGGUCACCAUGUUCAGGGAACUCUCUCCAAAGGACAAGGAGGAGAGAAGUCUUGGUGAGCCCGGAGGGCGUGGGAAUGGGAUUCAAUGUGUCCCUGGUCGAGGCCGGAAGAUGUUCACCACCGGAGGGGGAGGAUUGCAUGAUCUCAGAGUGGUCCAGUUGGACACAAUGUGACAAGUCGUGUCACGGUGGACAAUCGUAUCGUCACCGGCGCUUGGUGCACUACAAUAUCAAUGGUGGCCAAUGCCCGAUUGCAUCCCUUCAGGAAGUCACGGCUUGCAACACCCAGCCAUGCAAUGGCGAGACAAGGAAAUGCGAAUGGCAAGCUUGGCAAGAAUGGGGUCAAUGCUCGAAUGAGCGGGGUGCUGGAUUGGCUCAACGCAAGCGUG
Durusdinium trenchii is the source of this 1185-nucleotide messenger RNA. The record is from the annotation of a GenBank genome assembly. NCBI's taxonomy places the organism in Eukaryota, Dinophyceae, Suessiales, Symbiodiniaceae.